Molecule: messenger RNA, 720 nt
Organism: Meloidogyne enterolobii
Lineage: Eukaryota; Metazoa; Nematoda; Chromadorea; Rhabditida; Meloidogynidae
Source: the annotation of a GenBank genome assembly
AUGUUCAAUCGGCAUCAUUUAAAAUCUAAAAAUCCUGAACCCACAGAGAGUGACAAGCUUUUGAAACGCUUGAAAGACACUGAUGCAAUUUUCCAUAAAAUAUUAUCGGAAAACAAUGAACUUCAAGAUUAUGGCAUUGGGGGAAGUGCGGGAUCAACGGAUGAUAAAAAUGGAGAAAAAUUUUCCAAAAAGAAUUCAGGCAAAAUUACCAAUAAAUUUAAAAAUUUGUUAAAAAAAAAGAGUAUCAAGGAGAAGGGGAAGGAAGUGAUUACUGAAGAAGAACCUGAAAAAGAAGCUGAAAUGAUGAAUCAAGGGGAGGAUGAUUCGAAUAAUAUUGGUGAAGACGAUUUGUUUAGCAAUUUAGAGAAUGAGCUAAAAUCGGGAUCGGCUUCAUUUCGCUUUCCUUUGAACGUAAUUCAUGAAGACGAGGAAGGUAUUACCAACGAGGCAGCAUCUAGUAAACGUUCACUACUGGAUAUUGCUUUGGGUAAUUUGGAAGAUGAUUUGGAGAAUAAUGAAAAUGGUAAUGAACCAAUUCAAAAUAAUGAUCAGGAAAAAUCAGAAGUGAAUAAAAAUGUUGAAAUUGAAGAGGAAAAGAAAAUUAAAGGCGAGCCUAGUCAUUCUAAUAAAAUUCAAGAAAAUUCAGAGAAGAAUAAAGAGAAUAAGGAGAAAGUUGGUGAUGAUCCAAAUAAUGAUUUGGGUAAUUAUUUAAUUAAUUAA